GGCUUUGGCCUCAGAGAGCCCAGCCAAGCCGAGUCGAGCCAUAUGCAUAAGCGUUGCUUCUUCUUGGUUGCUUUUUUUUCUUACCUGUGUGGCAUACAAAAUUAUAAGGGUACCUCACUAUAUAUCAUUUAUUUCCACAUUAAAGUUCUUUUGGAAAUUGGCGUCUGGACAAAAAUCAUAGGCUUCUUUACCUGUUGCCCACCCUAAUCCAAGGGAAAAUCCACCCUUUUUGCUGCUACCUAAAAGUAAAACGCAAAAGUUUCUACAAUAGCCAAGCAGAUGUCUGUGUAAGGGGAAAUCCUUGAAGAAGGGACAUUGUUUACCUGGGACGACGACGUUAUUCAUCCUAAUCCAGAUUUUGUGAACCCUGCGCCAAAAAUGUUUUGUCUGCCUGAUGAUCGUCGAUCGUAUAUAAUCAUCUGUAUGCGACAGAAUCACAAUCAUAAACGUUUCAGAAGUUUAACCUAGCACAUCGUCAUCAAACCAAGAAACAUGGUUCUUGCCGCCGAAAUUCAGAAUACAAAUGCAUCUUCAGCAAAGAAUUUGAAAAAAGUUAACAAUUUCAUUGAAUGUCAAAUGGGUGAAAGUGGUAAAACAGUGAUGCUUCGUUUGCCCAGCAUACGCCGUGAAGUUGGACGUCCCAAGGUCUUUGAGAAUCGUCAACUAAUUGAACAGAUGCUUGUGGAACAUCCCCACUUUACUUCCAUUGAUGUCCAGAGGGAAUUGAAAUCAUUGCAUGGCAUUAAUGUAAGUCGUCGUACCCUACAGCGUCGUAUUAGUGAGAUUCGUGCCAAACAACGUAAGACAAACCAAGGAAGAAAGCAGCCAAACCCACAACAACGACCACAACAACAACAACAGCAGCAGCAACUACAACAGGAGGAGGAAUUCCUGGACGAAAAUGAUGAAAACUUUGACAGCUUUUUCGAUAAUGAUGAGAACGAUGAUCAUUUUGAAAUUAGUUAUCUCAGUGCAGAAGCCAAAAAGAAACGCUUGGAUUGGGCUCUAGCCCAUCAGGAUUGGACUGUCCAUGAUUGGCGUAAUAUCUUCAAUAUGGAUGACAUCAAGUUUAUCGAUUGUGAUUCACCGUGUAAGGAAAUCUAUGUGGACACCUUGCUGGGACCCGAGGGUACUGGAAAUAGCAAUGAUUUGAAUCUACUUGAACAAUUGAUGGCCAUAAUUCAGCCAAAGAUACAGGAAUUACCGCAACCACCGAAAAAUGUUGAAGAGUUCCGUAAAGUUCUCUACAAUGUAUGGCAUACAGAUCAGGAGAUGGUGGACAAAAUUGAGCAGCUCUAUGAGUCCAUGUCAUGGCGUGUGGCCUCUGUGAUACAAAGUGGCGGAGAUGAAUCUGAUUAUUAAGAAAAACGGGUUGGCUAGUUGGGUAGAUGGCAAAGCCAAAUGCACCUAAAAACAUAGAUUU
Messenger RNA from Drosophila willistoni, 1423 nucleotides. RefSeq lists its product as uncharacterized. Bases 493 to 1362 code for a protein of 289 amino acids. The record is from RefSeq and is a predicted model, not a curated record. The transcript has a single exon. Gene Ontology annotation, molecular function: nucleic acid binding. NCBI's taxonomy places the organism in Eukaryota, Metazoa, Arthropoda, Insecta, Diptera, Drosophilidae.